This is a messenger RNA of Cygnus atratus (black swan), 534 nucleotides long. It is a transcript of the gene C2H8orf88, whose product is annotated as chromosome 2 C8orf88 homolog. The record is from RefSeq and is a predicted model, not a curated record. The transcript has 6 exons. Gene Ontology annotation, biological process: negative regulation of translational initiation. Gene Ontology annotation, cellular component: cytoplasm. Gene Ontology annotation, molecular function: eukaryotic initiation factor 4E binding. NCBI's taxonomy places the organism in Eukaryota, Metazoa, Chordata, Aves, Anseriformes, Anatidae. The coding region runs from base 1 to 534 and encodes 177 amino acids.
AUGGUUGACAUGAGUAAGGAGGUAACUGUUUUACAUGAUAAUCUUGGGAGAAUAGAUGACAUGGUUCAGAAGAAACGUCUGAGUAUAAUACACUUGGGAGAAAUGACUUCAAGUCUUAUCAAAAUGGCAGCACUGUGGCGCUUCAAAAUGCUAAAGGGAGCUAAAAGGUUUGUUGGUAAAUCCCUUCAGCCAGCACGACCUGUGCGUCAUUUGCCUUCAAAACAAGCAUCAACAAUUACUUUCGAGUUUCAGACGGAGUUACCUAGCAACAGUCAAGUAUGUUUGCAGAGUAAGGUUGACUGGUUAUCUGAAAUGACUGAAAUGAAGAUCUUAACUCAAAAUACGAUGCCUUGUCAACCAAACCAGCAUGAAUUAGAGACAAAAAAAGAAAGGAUCAAAUACAGCAGAGAUUUCCUUCUGGAGCUGUCAAGUGUUUCACUCUCUCAGAGGAAGCCAGAGUUUCUGCCUGAUCAUCCAAUUGUACUUGAAAAACCAGAAAACAGCAACCCUCUUGUUGACAUAUGCAAGAAGUGA